AGCGAGAGAGAGAGAGCGAGAGAGAGUGUGAGCAUUUAGUCCUGCCAGCACACGGUAGUGCAACAUCAACGGAAGACGGGAAAAGAAGCUCUGAGCGAGGGACAAGGAAAACAGAGGAAUACACUUCUGAAGAAAAACAAAGAAGGGAUGGAAUAAAAAAUCGCAUCCUACUGCUGUUGGUUAUCCUGUUUCAUCCAAUUUCUGUUGGAGAAUUCCAUAAGCAAAGAAAUAGAGAAAACACAUACAUGUGAUAUAUAUAUACAAUUCCUAUACAUAUAUAUCAAAUUAUGACUGUUUUCACAGAAGCUGCUUUAGGGGAAGGACUGUGUUGAGGUCCCUUACAUAACAAUUGGAAGACUGUUUUAAUGUGCAGCAUUUGGUAAAACUGUUGCAUAUUAAUGCUUUGUCUUUUUUGUCUCAAUGGAAAAAACAAUGCAAUGAUGCAAAUGAACAUGAUAAAAGACCACAAACAACACAAACAGCUUUGCUGCAGUCCCAUUUUUGGAAGCUUCUUGAAAACAAGAUUUUGCAUUGCCUUUUGUUGCCGCCUCUCCAGUUAUUUAGCCCUUGGAACAGGUGGGGGAGUUGAGGCUUGGGUGUGUUGAAUGCAUGGACCGCAUUCCACAGGCUCAGUAAUACCUUCCCGUAUUCACAGCAGUAACGCGGCAGACAACCUGCUCUUUAGUUGUGUCUGAAAGAGAGAGAGGUAAGUGAGGAAGACAGAAGUAAUCAGAGCAAGAAAAACAAACAAAAAAGGCAGCAGAGAGGGAUUAUGGAAAACAAGGGACCAAAACAAAUAAAGCAACUAACGAUUGACUACAGUAAAGAAGUGCGACACUCUACGCAGAAAUGUAAUUACACUGCAUGUUCGCUCAAAAGUGAGCUUCUCAUAAAUUUAGAUUAGGGAGGACUGGACUAGACUCCACAGGCUGGGGGGAUUUUUCAGCACGCUGCCCUUCUCAUUCCCCAAUCCCCUGCUUGGUAGCACUUGUGGGGUUCUAGUUGUCAAGCAGCAGAGCUGUGGUGUGGUGUGGAGCCGAUCCGACAGCACCAAGAGAAACCCACAACAACAGAAAGUGACUGGACCCCCAUCCCUCAAAACCCAUUAAGCCAAACUGACACUGACGGAGCACUGUCGCCUAUGGAUUUGAGUGUGUGUGUGUGUGAGAGGGUGUGUGUGUGAGAAAGGCUGCCUGCCUCAGGUGCUGAGGACCGCUUUUUAAUCUGGACUAAAUCAUCAUGGGAUUUCAGUUUAGAUCUCAUAGGACAAUAUUGAAGAACUGCAGGCUGUGCUUUCGCUAGAGGGGGUGGAAACAAAAAUUAACAUACUUUUUUUCUGGCAUAAUAUAAUAUUGAAGACCAAUUGUAGAAUAGCAUCUAACUGGAAUUGCACAUCUGGAAAGGGAAGGAAUGAGAACAUCAUGAUCUACUGAGCAAAGGGAUCAAAAAUGGAUAUAACAAAAAUAACAAAGAAUCAAAUGAACAUUCAGUUGGAGACCAGGCAGAUGCUAGAGGCAAGAUAAUCUGAGAGGGGAAUAUCAACAACUCCCAUAUUUAUAGAUUAUGACAAGUGGAUUAUCUAGAAGUUCCAGUGCUUUGCAGUCUCCCCCACUUCAGCAUUGAUUAAUGUUUGGCAGGGCAAUUAUCAAAAUCUGUGUGUCCCUCUCCUAAAUGAAGACGUUUACAGAAAGGAUCUUGGAUCUGUGAGGAAUCUGCUUUUCCACUGGCACUGUUGGGAUUCCAACUCUCUCUGGUUUACGGAUUACACCUUCUCUAUUGGGGGGGAAGAUUUGUUUUAAAUGCCAUGUUCCAGUUAAUUUCUGGGUGACACCUCCUAAACUGGAGGUGCUCCAGAUUUCAGGAUUUUGGAUCACGUCUGCUGUUGACAUUUGGCAGAAAAGGGCGGUAUUUUCGCAACGCUGCCAGGACUGUGUGUCCGAGUCUGGGACUGAAUCACUGGGCACUCAUUCGUGAGGAGCAGGUUGAGAUUCGAGGUUGAUUUUUUUUCACUUACUUGCUCAUCCCCUUUCUUGAUGGCAAUUUAUUACUUCACACUGAGCCUCCUGUAACUGUGUGCCAUAAUAACUCUCAGCAAGGUAAUUGAAAGCUCUUAUUCUUUCAGGCAGUUGCUGUGAAUAUAGGCUAAUCCAUUUCAAAUCUCUAGUGUGUGAAAUACCUAAAAGGCUAUUUUUCCAUGUCAGUUUUUUUGGGCCAGUAAGAAGCCUGCAUUUCUGAAGUUGGUGUUUAUUGGCCUGCACCAGCUUUGAGACACUUCAGCAACUGAAUAGAAGCAGCAUCCACGGGUAUCCAACAUGGCUGCCCAUUCUGUGCUUAUCUGCCUCGCCUUCAGCUUUCUGCUGGGCUUCACUUCACUGGGCCAGAACUCUAGGCAGGCUGGGGCCGAUGCCCAGGCCACCAACCAGACGGCAUCCCCCUCUGAUUCUCCGGAGGCUACGCUGGCCACGCCGGAAGACCAGACCAUCCCAAUGAUAGGCAGCCGCUGCCGGGGCUACUACGACGUCAUGGGCCAGUGGGACCCGCCGUUCAAUUGCAACGCGGGCGUCUACCUGUUCUGCUGCGGCUCCUGCUUUUACCGCUUCUGCUGCCAGUUCAAGGUGCACAGCCUGGAGCAGGAGUCCUGCUCCAACUACGACACGCCCGUCUGGGCCAACACCGGCAAGCCGGCGGCCCCCGUCACUGAGGUGCAGGAGGAGCCCGACCGAGACCGCACCCACAUGAUCGUCUACAUUAUCUGUGGCGUGGUGGCCAUCAUGGUGCUGGUGGGCAUCUUCACCAAGCUGGGCCUGGAGAAGAGCAGAGGCGGCCAGACAGACAUGACCAACUCUAGGGCCUUGACAGAGUUGUUGAAGCAGCCCGGAGAGGUAGGCGGAGUGGACGGGACCGGGGGUCACCGCCCCAUAGGGACCAAUGGGAUCUCUGGCAGGUCACUGCGCAGCAACAAUGAUCACAACCACCUGAAUAACGCUGCCCUCUCACCCCUGGGUCCAGCGAUGGCGCUCUCCCACCCUCACAACAACCUUGGUCUGGGCUUUAACAAGUGCACCUCCCUCAAGGCUGUGGGGGUUUGGCCACUGGAUAACAGAGCUCUUACUGUAUCUGAACAAAGGAGGACAUUGUUGAGGUCUCUGGGGGUACCAGCAGAUACGGCAGUAAGAGACUACUACAAGGGCUACCCCAUGGUGGACUACUCCCGCCAUCACUCCUCGCCCCCCACCUUCCAGCCCAUCGCCUUUCACAAGGACAAGCCCUUCCUGCCCCCUCCAGACAUCCACGCCCCACUGGCCAUAACCAUCACCGCCGCCCAGCUCCCCAAGCCCAAGACCAACACCCACCCACUUACCUCCAGCUCGGCCUUCAAAGUCUGGGACCCCAGUAAGGGCCAUGUCCAGCAUCCAACGGCCUCCCACAUCGGGCAGGCACAGCAGCAGCAUCCGCAGCAUCCGCAGCAUCCGCAACAUCCGCAGCAUCAGCAGCAUCCGCAACAUCAACAACAUCAACAACAUCAACAGCAGCUACAUCAACAGCCCAACAGCCGCCGGCAGGCCUACUCCAACAAGCGGCAGUUCAGCAUUGAGACGCUCCCGGAGCUCUUCUCCCAGCCCCUGGGCUAUGGACAGUCGCCCCACAUGCACCCCAAAAACAAGGGGCUGCCCACCAACAGCAAGACAGAGGUCACAGUCUGAGCAUGGACGUUUGAAGAGCAGGAGAGCAAGAGAAGAGUGUAUAGGACUGGGAGGAAGGCCUGGGUGCGUAAGCUUUUUGUACGAAUCAAUGUCGUGUCGAUGGCUAGGGGGACGAACAGGAACAAGCAAUCUACUUUUGCUAUUUUAAUUCCAGGUUUUCUUCGUUAUUGAUCAUGUAUAUGUAACACCCAAAACGGACCUAGACCUGGUUCCUCUAAGUUCCCUCUCUGUCCCAGCAUCCUCCCUGUUUUGUUUUGGUCAAUCUCCUCUUUGCUCCCCCUGGCACCACUACUCUACAAACCCCCACCCCCCACACACUCACACACUCUCCUACUGUUAGCAGCCUGUCAGAGUGGCACACAUGGGUAAAGCACCCCCAGGACCCUUAACAACAGCAGGGACAAUGCCAUUGUCUUGUCAGAAGGAGAGGGAGAGAGAGAAGGAGAGGGAGAGAGAGAAAGAGAGGGAGAGAGAGAAAGAGAGGGAGAGAGAG
This is a messenger RNA of Coregonus clupeaformis (lake whitefish), 4197 nucleotides long. Its product is annotated as protein shisa-8. The coding region runs from base 2313 to 3704 and encodes 463 amino acids. The record is from RefSeq and is a predicted model, not a curated record. Gene Ontology annotation, cellular component: dendritic spine membrane; postsynaptic membrane; postsynaptic density. Gene Ontology annotation, biological process: regulation of AMPA receptor activity; regulation of short-term neuronal synaptic plasticity. Lineage: Eukaryota; Metazoa; Chordata; Actinopteri; Salmoniformes; Salmonidae. The transcript has 5 exons.